UCGAGCAGCAGUUAUGAUUCUUGUAGUGCAGUUCCUGCUUGGAACGUGUGGGUGGGACUCUAACAUGUGACAUAUAGAACAGUGGGCGGAGUUUAACAUCAACCUCGAAUCGUGUUAAGCCCCUGUUGAAUCAUGGAACACCAGCUUGUAGUGCUUCCUCUUGCUGACUCAUCGCUCUCUCUGAUUCUCUUUCCAGUUCGUUUCUUCCUGGGCUGGUGCAAGAGUCGGGGCCGGUUAAAAAAAAAAAAAAAAGAAAGAAAGAAAACGUGCGUCUUCAUUUAUGGGUAUGAGAAUAAAGAAGGUCACAAUCGGUAACACGUAAACACGGGUAAGUUAAAAAAAUAAAAACAAGAGUCCACCAUAUCGAGACUUCUCACGGCUGCCUUCUAAGACCGUGAAUGUGAAGAGCUGAUCAUUGAAGAAGACACGGUCAAAGUGAAAAGAAAUAAAAGGAAUAAAGCAUGUGACAUGGCAGAUCGCAUAGAAUACCUGGUAGUUCAGAUCAAGGAAGAGCAUGGCGAAGGAGAGACCUCCUGCCUUAACCAUCAGGAGCUCGGCCCUGAGCAAAGGGGCUUUGACAUGGCUACAGAUGUGGAAGACAAGGACUUUCAGAAGGGGCUUUUCCAUAUUAAAGAAGAAGAUGGUGGAAAAGUGCCGAUCCCCUUUGAAAUUACAGGUCACGGAAGUGCAGAUUCUACUCUGGCCCAUGAGGCUGUGGGGAGUGAUGCCAUUGGGGAUCAGAGUCCAGAAAUAAAAAAGGAGAGGAGUGUUUUAGGGUCUCCAGAGCCUCGGUGCCUUUCUGUCCAGCCCAAGCCUGAAGUGCUGGAACUUGAACAUGAGGUGGAUAUGAAAAUAUCAAACAAAAAAGAAGAUGAUGAAGAACCGUCAUAUUUAAGGCUGCCUGAACAAUAUUUUCAAGAAAAUGACAGUCUCCCUCUGCCUUCGUAUGAUGUAGGAUACUCAGAUGGAGACCCUCUUCAGAGACAGGAAACUGCUACAGCAUGGAAGAAGCCACACUGGUGUUCUGAAUGUGGUAAAAAAUUCUCACAAAAAAGUAACCUUCUGGCACACUUAAAAAUUCACACAGGAGAGAAGCCACACAGCUGUUCUGAAUGUGGCAAGCAAUUCUCUCAAAAAAGCAAUCUGAAGUCACACAUGAAAAUCCACACAGGAGAGAAGCCACACUGCUGUUCUGAAUGUGGCAAGCGAUUUUCACAAAAAAACAAUCUUCAGUCCCACAUGAAGACUCACACGGGGGAGAAGCCGCACAGCUGUCCUGACUGUGGCAAACGAUUCUCACUCAAAAACCAUCUUAUGUCACACAUGAACACUCACACCGGUGAAAAGCCACACUGCUGUUCUGAGUGUGGCAAACAAUUCACACGAAAAAGCAAUCUUCAGGCACACUUGAAAAUGCACACGGGAGAGACGCCUCACAGCUGUCCUGAAUGUGGCAAACAGUUCUCACAGAAAAACCAUCUUUUGUCGCACAUGAAUACUCAUACAGGUGAGAAGCCGUACAGCUGUUCAGAAUGUGGCAAACGAUUCUCGCGUAAAAACAAUCUUUUAUCACACGUGGCAAUUCACACCGGAGAAAAGCCACACUGCUGUUCUGAAUGUGGCAAACAGUUUUCACUAAAAUGCAGUCUUAAGGUACACUUGAAUCUUCACACAGGAGACAAGCCUCAUGGCUGUUCUGAAUGUGACAAACAGUUCUCACAAAAAAAUCAUCUUUUGUCACAUGUGAAAACUCACACAGGAGAGAAGCCAUACUCCUGUACUGAGUGUGGCAAACAGCUUUCAUCCACGAAAAACCUUCAGAUGCACAUGAGAAUUCACACGGGAGAGAAACCUUACAGCUGUUCUGAAUGUGGUAAAUUCUUUUCCCGCAAAGACCAUCUUCAUAGCCACAUGAAAAUUCAUACUGGACAGAAUGUUGCAAGGCAGUUUUUCUGUACUCAAUGUGGCAAACAACUUUCUUCAAUGAAAAACCUACGGGUGCACAUGAGCCUUCACACAGGAGAGAAACCCUACUGCUGUCCUGAAUGUGGCAAGCGAUUCUCACACAAAAUGAGUCUUUGGUAUCACGUGCGAAAUCACAAUGGGGAGAAAACACAUUGCUGUUCUGAGUGCAAAAAGCCUUUCUCAUGCAGAAGUCAUCUUCUUAGGCACAUGAAAAAGCACACUGGAGAGAAGCCAUAUUCCUGCCCUAUAUGUGAGAAACGGUUUUCAGAAAAGAGCUCUCUGAAGAAUCACAGGAGACUUCACACAGGGGAAAAGCCACAUUGCUGUUCUGAAUGUGGUGAACAAUUCUCACUGCUAAGCAAUCUUAAUAAACACAGGAAAAUUCACAGUUCUUCUGAGGUAGAUGAAGAGACAACAGUGGAGACAAUUUAGGUGCGACGUUGAACCUGUGAUGCAAAUUAAAGAGGUGUCAAUUUUGUUCCUGUAGAUGGGGCCACUCUGACAUCAAUGCUGCUGGGUCCUGUCUCAAGCUUUAUAAGUCAGUCAGUGGCAGGGCUGGCACUUGGUGGGUAUGGGGUACAAUGAGUGUAGAAAUGAAGAGUUGUUUCUUUUACCUCCAAAAAUCAGCAAACAAUUAAGAGACAGGUCAUCCAUAGAAUAACCAAUACAUUGCAGGAAGAGGCAUUUUUUAAUCUUACAGCCAUAUUAUUUGGUACAUAUUAAAAUGAAGUCAUCUUUUGGAAUGUUGCUGCUAUUUCGAUUUGAUCAUUUUAGGCACAUUCUAUCCAAAGUAGUUGACUACUAUAUGUUAAUACAUGAACUGUACUCUUCUAAGAUAGAAUCAGACCUUACAUUGUAGUCACUGUAUGCUUGGUGGUGUGCAGCAUUUGUUGAAGAUGAUCAAAAGUGUAACUUAGGUAGUGAGAAUCAAAAAGAAUAGAAAAGACAAUUAGAAAAGAAACCAAAGAGGAUGUGGUCCUUGGCUCACACACUUUCUCUGAUAGCAGAAGCACUGAAUGCCAAAAUCAGUCUGCAGAUGAUGAUUCCCAGGGUACCAUCCAUUUACCAGUACAUCCACCAAACUGGCUCAUCAUAGCAAAGUCGUGAGAGCUGACCAUUUAUUCAGUCUAAGGUAGUACGAAUAAUUGUAAUGUGAAUGAUUUUUUUUUUUGACCCCCACACUUUGGCCACUGCCAGUCCCCUAAUAUUCAACAUCCUAUUAUAAUAAGUCAUUUAAGCAUUUUCUAACCCGCUUAGUCCUGAACAGGGUCAUGGGGGUCUGCUGGAACCUUAUCCCAACUAGCAUAGGGUGCAAGGCAGGGAACAAACCCUAGAUAUGGCACCAGUCCAUGGCAGGGCAUACACACACACACCAAGGGCCAAUUUACAUUCUCCAGUUCACCUAACCUGCAUGUGGGAGAAAACCCACACAGACACUGGGAGAACCUGAUCUCCUUACUACAAGGCAGCAAUGCUAGCACCGUGCUGCCCAUUAUAACAAGUGUGUCAACAAAUACAAACCACAGUCCAAAAGUCCCAAGUCAACAAUCCAGAAAUCAGAAGGCAAUAACAUGAUGUACUACACAGCAAUGUAAAGACCAGUCAGUCAUUUUCCAACCCGCUAUACCCUAACUGCUGGAGCCAAUCCCACCACAGGACACACACACCCACCAGGGACAAUUUAGAAUCACCAAUGCACCUAACCUGCAUGUUUUUGGACUGUGGGAGGAAACCCAUAAAGACACCGGGAGAACAUGCAAACCCCACGCAGGGAGGACCUGGGAAGCGAACCCGGGUCUCAUUACUGCGAGGCAGCAGCGCUUACCACUGCACCACCCCAAUGUAAAGACCAAAAAUCCAAAAUAAGACAACAAUACACAAAAUGAAAAAGCAGUCCUUGAACGUUAAUGAACCACUGAAGGGUCCGCUUCCCGGACUCACCAUAUAUGUGCCGAGGGUGAACUUCUUGCUGUGACAUCAAAACACAGGAGAACACAUCAUGCUAAUGCGUAGAACAAUAUAAACAACAAUACCUGAAAAACAAUACAUCGACUUUCAAAGCAAAUUCUGGGAAAAGGAAAAAGAGAAGCCUACCUGGGAACACAUCCUUGGUCGAAACAUGUGACGUGACAAAGAAAAAAAAAUAAGCAGUAGUAAAAAUGGCACCCAUAAGCAGCAAUGUCAUAACGACCCACGUGAAGAAAUCUACUCUUUACAGACGAUGUCCUGAGCAGGCUUGAGUUUAAAAGGACUCUAAAGGACUAAUUCCAGUCUUCAAAUGAAGCAAGAGAACUAAUGCAAAAAUAAAAAUGUUUCUUUGGAAUAGUUAUGAGGGGAAAGUGGUCAAGUGCUGCUCAUAUGUUCUCUUGGUUUAUUUUCUUGUGUUUGUAACAAUGUCCUAUAUUUUGUACUUCCAUCCAUCCAUCCAUUCUCCAACCCACUGUAUCCUAACACAGUUUUCCUCUGGUAUAAUGUAAGCUUACUUAAUCUAACAGAACAUGCUGAAAAGGCAGUACAAGAAAACAAAUAAGACCAAGCUGGUGUGAAAACAGAUCUGGGGAGACUGCAAGAGGGAUCCCCCUGUUAUGGCGUCCAUGUGUGCAGCUAUCCGUACAUCCAUAAUAAAUUACAGCCAAGGAAGGAAACACCUUUUGAAAUUAAAUUCAGAUCCAACACUCAGACGUGACUGGGCACAAUAGAAACACUCAUGUCAUCAAAAGUAACCAAGGAACAAACAAGAGGGGCAACCGAAAUACAGUAAAGUGACAACAAAAUCAUAAACUGCAAACAUCAGAAGAGACCUUUGGCCUGUGAGCAAACAAACAGCAGACACAGACGUGGAAAAGCAGAGAGCACUGAUACAGUGUUGUAUUGCCAUUGGGUUUCACGUGGUUUAUCAUUGAUACACUGAGGAAGUUACCUUUUUUUUAAGAAUUUUGAAGCAUUUUUUUUUAAAUAUGCAUAAACAAAUGCAUUGUUUGUGUUUUCCAACAGGUGGUUCAUCACUGUCAAAAUCAUUUCUUCUGUAUUCCCAUAAGUCAAGCCUUGCUAUUAAAUAACAUCUCCUAUGAUGCUGUAUCACUUUUAAUAUGUAUUUGCAUAAAUGGCAAACUGUUAAUGUUGAUGUGACAGCAGAGGUCCCAAUAAAAAUUCCCCGUCUUCAUUUAACUC
Erpetoichthys calabaricus (reedfish) is the source of this 5136-nucleotide messenger RNA. Its product is annotated as gastrula zinc finger protein XlCGF57.1-like. The coding region runs from base 469 to 2397 and encodes 642 amino acids. NCBI's taxonomy places the organism in Eukaryota, Metazoa, Chordata, Cladistia, Polypteriformes, Polypteridae. The record is from RefSeq and is a predicted model, not a curated record. Gene Ontology annotation, molecular function: DNA-binding transcription factor activity; RNA polymerase II cis-regulatory region sequence-specific DNA binding. The transcript has 3 exons. Gene Ontology annotation, biological process: regulation of transcription by RNA polymerase II.